Aspergillus puulaauensis is the source of this 3204-nucleotide messenger RNA. Its product is annotated as vacuolar protein sorting-associated protein 54. The record is from RefSeq and is a predicted model, not a curated record. Gene Ontology annotation, cellular component: GARP complex. The transcript is spliced from 3 exons. Gene Ontology annotation, molecular function: syntaxin binding. Gene Ontology annotation, biological process: Golgi to vacuole transport; retrograde transport, endosome to Golgi. Bases 1 to 3204 code for a protein of 1067 amino acids. NCBI's taxonomy places the organism in Eukaryota, Fungi, Ascomycota, Eurotiomycetes, Eurotiales, Aspergillaceae.
AUGUCUGCGAGUCCGCGGAAGUCGAUUGAUAGCUUAGCUUCGGGCGCAUCGACUCCUUCCUUAUCUCAAUACUCGUUUAAUCAGGUGGAAUCUCCCCGGGUCCCGCCUCAGAAGUACCCCCUGAGGAGAGGUUCAACAGCCAGCUCAAUCGUGAGCAUUGGCGGCGUCCUCGAUCCUUCGAAUCGACAUGGAGCGAUAGCAGAGUCGGGGCAGAAUGCCAUUUCUACCCUCCUUCAACCUCCGAUAGUCCGCACCGGUCUGGUGCCUCAUUCUUCGGCUGCGACUGGCGGAUACAAACCCCCGAGUACUCGCGAUAUUCCACCCGUUGCGUUGACGAACAUCCCUCAUGUUGAUCGUACCGUCUUCGAACCAUACCUGACGCAAGUGGGGUCCUUAUACGAGGUCUUUCAGGAGGCGAAGGAGGGCAGCGGGGAGCAGGAUUCACAGCUAGCACGAGGUGCCGGCAAAGCCUCUCCAAGGCCGGAUGAUUAUGAGUCGCUGAUACCAAAAUCAUUUGAACGCCGGCCCUCUGCAAUAUCGACCAAUUCUCGUUCAAGCUCUCCGUACAGCCCCGCGGGCAGGAAGAGAUCAUCGAACAGGGGCCGACCUCCAGCAAUCACUCCUUUAUCCACCAUCCCCCCCGUUUACUUCGAAGAUGACUUCCAUCUUGAGAACCCGCGUACUUUUGAUGUGGUAUCAGAGAGAUCCGAGGUUGUUACACCCCCACAGGCGCCCAGUAAGGACAAUCGAGUGGACAUUAUUGAGCCUGCGCAAACCGGGAGAAAAGUGCUCGCAACAAACGCUAUCUUACAAGAGAAGCUUUCCUGGUACAUGGAUACUGUGGAAAUACACCUCAUCUCGUCCAUAUCUACCGCCUCCAAAUCGUUUUUCACUGCCCUGGGCUCGUUACGCGAAUUACAUGCCGAGGCUGCGGAUUCUGUCAAAAGAAUUCAGGUACUGCGAAAGGACCUCCAAAAGAUUGACAAGGAGAUGGCAUUGGGUGGAUUGAAGAUUGUAAAUCUACGGCGUCGACGAGAAAAUGUUCGCAUGCUUUCCGAUGCAGUCUCUCAGCUUCGGGAUGUCGUCAAAUCUGUGACACGCUGCGAGGAGCUAGCUGAGAACGGAGACAUUGAAGAAGCAACAGACGGCCUUGAGAACGUCGAGAGGUUGAUGGCCGGAGACUAUACUCCUGAUCAAUCCACGGAAGAAGAGCCACGGAAAACCGUCGAUUUGCGGAGACUCAAAGCUUUGGAGGGUGCAUCCAAUGAGCUUGAUCGGUUGAGAUACCAGAUUGGGACGGGGUACGAGAGUCGCUUCUUGAAUGAGCUUCUUGGCGAUCUGAGACGUCACGCUGAGAAUGCCCCGUUAGCCGCAACAGUGCAAAGAUGGGGCUACUCCUUUCAAAGGCAACGUGGAGGCCAACGGUCCAGCAUUGCAGAACCACCGGCUUACAUGUCUAUCGAUGAUCACCUGCGGUCUCAACUGCGCCUGCACCUCACUGGUCUCGCCCGUGUGAAUCAUACCACUCCAGCUGCGACGGCAUUCAAAUCCGCCAUCCUGCGAGAGAUGAAAAGUUUGAUUCGUAGACACAUGCCAAGUAGCAAUGACGACGAUAACGAGUCUAUGGUGUCAGUGUCCACUCACCGGUCUCACCAGCUGAGUUCGCAGGAGAAGUCGUCUAUUCUUGCUCGCAACCUCCGCGCUAUGGAUGCCGAAGAUGCGUAUAACAUGCUUGCUCAGGUUUACGCUGGUGUUAGUGAGUCAUUACGCAGAUUGAGUGUCCAAGUCAAGGUUCUUCUUGACAUUGCAAGUGGACUUGGAGGUCUUCAAAGUCCCAAGUCCCCAGUACCGAACACAGAAAGGCGACCGUCAGCCCACGCGGCGCAGGACGAGAUCCUCCAGGUUUUGGAUAUGUCCAGCCUACUUGGGCAGGCGGUCGAUAUUGCCCAGUCUCAGGCGACUAAAGUACUGAAGGUUCGAUCGGAGCAGACGGCCAAUUUGUCGAAAGAGGAUUUCGUGAAGUACUUCACUCUUAACCGGCUGUUUGCAGACGAAUGCGAAGCAAUCUCUGGACGCAGUGGAACCGCUUUCAAGACUGCCGUAGGCAACCAGAUCCGCGAUUUCAUUAGCCGGUUUGGCAAUGAGCAACGGCACCAAAUAGUCCAGGUGAUGGACUCUGAUCGCUGGGAUGCCAAGGACUUUGGAGAAGCCGAGACAGAAGUCUUGGAUCGAAUUUUGACUGCAAGUACUAAAGAUAUCGACGCUUGGGUUGAUGCCUCCAAGAUCUGGAUCCCCCAGGAGGACCGUCAAAACACACCCACGGAACCCGCUGCUGUCAAUGGCUCCAGCAAGGACAAGGACAAAGCCCGCAAUGCAGUGAUCGACGAACAGAAAUACAUACUUUCAGACUCGGCAACGGCGAUGAUGAGGAGUAUCGAGGAAUAUCAAUUCUUGAUGGCGAACAUACCAAAUAUGAUACCCGAUAUUUCUUCUGGUCUUCUAGAAUCACUGAAAUUGUUCAACUCAAGAUCCUCCCAGUUAAUUUUGGGCGCCGGGGCUACCAGAAGCGCUGGUCUCAAGAACAUCACAACAAAACACCUUGCGCUCUCAUCACAGGCUCUAAGCUUCAUCAUCGCGCUGGUUCCUUAUAUUAGAGAAUUUGUGCGUCGACACUCACCACCGAGCUCUCUGAUGGCCGAUUUCGAUAAGGUGAAGCGGCUAUACCAGGAGCACCAAUCCGGGAUACACGAAAAGCUGGUCGACAUUAUGGGCUCUCGGUCCUCCGUGCACGCCAGCGCCAUGAGGAAAAUUGACUGGGAUUCCAGCUCAGGGCCCACCGGUGUCAAUACGUACAUGGAGACCUUGACUAAGGAAACAGGGACAUUGCACCGAGUUUUGAGCAGACAUCUCCCGGAAAUGACGGUGAUGAUGAUCAUGGAUCCUGUUUUCAAUAGCUAUCGAGACCAGUGGACACGAGCGUUCGACGAGGCAGAGGCUAAGACUGAGACCGGAAAGCAGAGGCUACACCGUGAUGCAGAGUAUUUCCAAGCGAAAUUGAGCAAGAUAGACGGAUUCGGCGACCUGGGCGAACGCCUCCUGGAGUUGGUCAACCGAAAGACGAUAGAAGCCAGUCCGCAGCAGUCGCCCGGCGAAGGAGCCCCCGCCAAUGGUUCGCCGCAACCACAAGACGAAAGCAAAGCAUGA